Molecule: messenger RNA, 528 nt
Organism: Talaromyces marneffei
Lineage: Eukaryota; Fungi; Ascomycota; Eurotiomycetes; Eurotiales; Trichocomaceae
Exons: 3
Coding region: 1-528 (175 amino acids)
Biological process (GO): negative regulation of translation; translation
Cellular component (GO): mitochondrial large ribosomal subunit; ribosome
Molecular function (GO): structural constituent of ribosome; mRNA binding
Source: RefSeq, a predicted model, not a curated record
AUGUCGCAGACGGUGGGAAAAACACGUCUCGCCUACUCCAGGACAUGGCACUACAUUGAUGUCGGUACAGACGGCCGUUCCCUCGGCCGUGUCGCCUCCGCAAUUGCAAUGCAUCUCAUGGGCAAACACAAGCCCAUCUACGACCCAUCCACGGACUGCGGUGACUACGUCGUUGCUGUGGGAUGCCAUGAUUUACAUACAACCGGCAAAAAGCGUUUGCAAAAGAAAUAUUAUACGCACACGACCCGGCCCGGUAGUUUGAAGAGUAUGACUAUGGAUAAGAUGUUUGAGAAAUGGGGUGGUGGUGAGGUUUUGAAGAGGGCUGUUAGGGGCAUGUUGCCCAAGAAUCGAUUGAGGGAUAAGAGAUUGGCGAGACUUAAAACAUUCGAAGGCCUCCAGCAUCCUUACAAAAAGAACAUUAUCAAAAUUGGCGGAACGAGCGUGCUAGGGCCGGAUCACCUGCCCGAGAUCAAGAGAGUUUUCGAAAAGGCCAAGACGACCACAGAAUCAGCCCCAGCUUCUCAAUGA